Messenger RNA from Anoplopoma fimbria (sablefish), 450 nucleotides. Its product is annotated as receptor activity-modifying protein 1-like. Gene Ontology annotation, biological process: protein localization to plasma membrane; regulation of G protein-coupled receptor signaling pathway; G protein-coupled receptor signaling pathway. Lineage: Eukaryota; Metazoa; Chordata; Actinopteri; Perciformes; Anoplopomatidae. Bases 1 to 450 code for a protein of 149 amino acids. Gene Ontology annotation, molecular function: coreceptor activity. The transcript has 3 exons. The record is from RefSeq and is a predicted model, not a curated record. Gene Ontology annotation, cellular component: membrane; signaling receptor complex; cell surface.
AUGGCUCCGGAGAGUGCCUGGCUCCUGAGAACGGGGCUUGUGCUGUUGGUGGCAGCUCAAGUCCUUCCAUCAGCGUCCGGCUGCAACGGGGUUCACUACGAGAGGGUGAUCAACGAUUUCUGCUCGGCUAAGUUCAAACACGACAUGGUAGGGCUGGACCGAGGCCUGUGGUGCAGCUGGCCGGACACCACGGAGAUCUACGAGGGGUUAACAAACUGCACCUACCAGGUGGCCCUGAGGAUGGACUGCUUCUGGCCGAAUCAGAUAGUCGACCGCCUCUUCAUGCAGGUUCACCGGACCUACUUCCACGACUGCGCUCUGACCGGCCGGCUCCUCCACGACCCGUCCACCAGCAUCCUCGCCCCGUUCAUCGUCGUGCCGGUGCUGGUCACCCUGCUCAUGACUGCCCUCGUGGUGUGGAGGAGUAAACGCACAGAGGGGGUUUUAUAG